GGUAUUUCGGUAACUUAAUUUUUGCCAUUAUUGCUCAAAUGUUUUGCGGAAAUCAUCUUAAUAUGUCAUUUUUCACUCUCUCGGAUGUAGCUUUAAGGUCUUAAAUGCGCAGAAAUGAUCAAUUCUUAAUGGCACACAACUCUUAAUUAUUUAACACUCAUUUGCAUGCCAAUUUCUUUGUAUUUGAUAUAUUCUGUUAUGUAGAUUCUGCUCUCUAUAACAUCGCACUGUUAACGAUGGCUGAUGAUGUGGACAACAAUUCAAGCGCGGAGCUCACGAAUACUUCUUUGUUGCUUGCUUCCUUUAGCCUGACGGAAGGAGUGGCUUGGUGUAGUGCCUUUGCUGUAGUUUCUUUCUUCAUUGUCGCAGGAAACGUCCUUGCAGUCAUAGUUUUUGCUUUGAACAAAAAUCUUCGUAAGAAGAGCUUCCUCCUGGUUAUAAAUAUGGCAUGUGCGGAUUUAAUGCUGGGAGCCCUGUCCUUGCCUCUCUUUAUUUAUCAACUUGGAGGUGAUUUUGAGCUGUGGCCAAAACAGUGGAAUUUCUCUUUGAACUUGUUUUAUAGGGUUAUCGAUACAGUUUGUGCUCAGUCAUCAAUAAUUACGGCCGCAUUCAUUGCCAUAGAGAGGUUUUACGCUACGGCAUGGCCACUUAAACAUCGAUCCAGAGCCCGUCGACGUGCGUAUUACAUCUUAAUUUUUCUGACCUGGCUGUUAUCUAUAGCUCUAUCAGCUGCAAUUAUUGGUUCUUUGUACAAGUCAGUUAACGUAGCGGUUGUGAUAUGGGUGUCGUAUGCGUCCAUCUUAACCCUAACUAUAAGUGGCUGUUACAUCGGCAUUUGGACAAACUUUACGCAAGGGAGAAAAGGUAUACGAGGUGAUAGCAGUGGAAAAUCUCAAAACAAGCGAUCAACAAAGACAUUGUUGCUGAUAACUGCCAUAGCGUUGCUGUCGUGGCUGCCCUUGAUAAUAACUAACACGGUCUCAGUUUAUAUUCCGGUGGAUAAACACAUUGUGCUCACUGUUAAUCUUCUUAACUUCUGCAACUCAUUUGCCAAUCCUGUUCUUUACUCGCUAAGGAUUCCCGAGUUUAGAAAAGCUCUGUGCUUAAGAGAAAGAUCUAUAGGAAAGGGUAAAGUAGCUCGGCUUGCUGUUACCACCACGGCCAUCCACCUGCACGUGGCUUUCAAACAAGUGGUUGAUGUCAGCGGGCUUCUUAACCACAAGGAAAACAAUGAGGAAGAAACGGAGACUGAAUUCAGAAGCUGA
Molecule: messenger RNA, 1265 nt
Organism: Orbicella faveolata
Lineage: Eukaryota; Metazoa; Cnidaria; Anthozoa; Scleractinia; Merulinidae
Product: adenosine receptor A3-like
Biological process (GO): G protein-coupled receptor signaling pathway
Cellular component (GO): plasma membrane
Molecular function (GO): G protein-coupled receptor activity
Source: RefSeq, a predicted model, not a curated record